AUGGCAUACCUCGGCAAAGAAACCCAAAUUACGCAGGCAGGACAAGCCAUCAUUCUGAACACAGAAGCUAUUUCGCAAUUAAGCGCAACUAUCAGAAAUGGCCUGGGCCCAAAUGGAGCAGUGAAGCUACUAAUUACUCCGGCCGGAGAGAUACGCCUAGUCAAGGACGGGCUAAACCUUUUAAAAAAUAUCCAGCUGGCGCAGCCUGGAGCAGUUCUUCUGUCAAAAAUGGUGUCUCAGCAGGGAGAGGAGUAUGGAGACGGUGUGACUGCAGCAGUGAUUCUCUCUGCGUCUAUGCUGUCCAAGGCGCUUGAGUAUAUAUACGAAGGGGUCCACCCGCAGGUGCUUAUCUCAGGCCUGGUCAAGAGAGAAAAGUUCAUUCUGGAGACGCUAGACAGCCUAAAGGUUCCAAUUGAAGACAGCAAAGACACAAUUUACAAGCUAGCACACACUGCGCUGCGAACAAAGUUUUCGCCAAAGCAGGCUGCAAAGUACUCUGAGAUUAUUGUCUCUGCAGCAGAAACCGUUAGAUUCCAGAACAAGACAGAUCUAAAGAUGCUGGAAAUUGUAAAGAUGGCGGAUAUAGAUGCAGUAGAGCCGCUUCGAAUUGUGCGAGGGCUUGUUAUGGACCAUGGAGGAAGGCACCCAAUGAUGCCCAAGAGGCUGCAGAAUGUAUUUAUCCUAUGCACCAACAUUUCCUUUGAGUAUGAAAAGCCAGAGCACAAUGCACAGUUCUACUACAGAAGAACAGAGGACAAGCUUAAAAUGGAGGAGGGAGAAAGGCGCAUUAUUAUGCAGCGGAUCCAAAAGGUUUUGGAGGUAAUCCAGAAAGUUGCAAUUGCAAACCAGCAGCAGAACCCACAGUUUAUGAUUAUAACACAGAAAGGAAUAGAUCAGCAUGCGCUCGAGAUAUUUGCUAAGUACAACAUAUUGGCGCUAAGAAGAGCAAAAAGAAAGAACAUGGAAAGGCUGCAGCUUCUUACAGGGUGCACUCCUGUUGCAAGCAUCCAGGAGCUGAACGAAAAUGUUUUCGGGUUCGCAGGGCUUGUGCGAGAGGUUUCUAUUGGAGACGACAAGUUUACCUUUGUUGAGAAAACCCCCUUCAACAAAACAUGCACUCUUUUGGUGCAGGGAAUUUCGCCAUACCAGAUGGAGUAUCUGGAAAGUGCUGUCAAGUCGGCUCUAAAGUCCAUCUCCUGCGGUCUGUCUGACGGGUUUGUCCUUCCAGGUGGGUCCUCAACGUAUUAUAAGCUUGCAGAAGCGCUGGACUCAAACAACACAACAACAGAAGAUUUUACCUCAUAUGGUGUGUGGAAGGCCGCUCUUAUGUCAGUUCCAAAGACGCUCAUAAAGAACUUGGGAUACAACUCAGUAGAAAUACUUUCAAAGAUCAAGUCAUCAGAGGCUGAGAAUGCCACAAUUAAUAUUUCAACUGGUGAGAUAGGAAAUGCGCUGGACAUGGACAUAAUAGACAACUAUGCUAUUCUUAGAAAUACGAUUCAGUCUGCUGUUAUUGUAUCCACCAAAAUUCUAAUGAUUGAUGAAAUAAUUAAGAGCGGAAAAGAAGUGAAAUAA
Molecule: messenger RNA, 1575 nt
Organism: Nematocida ausubeli
Lineage: Eukaryota; Fungi; Microsporidia
Exons: 1
Coding region: 1-1575 (524 amino acids)
Biological process (GO): protein folding
Cellular component (GO): chaperonin-containing T-complex
Molecular function (GO): ATP-dependent protein folding chaperone; ATP binding
Source: RefSeq, a predicted model, not a curated record